AUGAAACAGGUUGAACCUGACGAAUUCCAGGGAUCCCUUCUCAAGCUGGGAAAUGUCCUUGAGCUUGCUUCUGCUGGAGCCGACCUACGCCCGCUGUGGCCGCCAUGGGUCGCCAAGGCAUCGCUCUCGGCCCAAACAGCAGACCGCAAAGACAGCGGCUUGGUGAGUACCUUAUUGCAGCCUGUUAUUCUUGUGAUCAUCUCGACUGAGAAGCCUGGGGUCUUUCCCGGACCCCAGAUAUUUGGCCACGAAUGA
Anthostomella pinea is the source of this 255-nucleotide messenger RNA. Lineage: Eukaryota; Fungi; Ascomycota; Sordariomycetes; Xylariales; Xylariaceae. The record is from the annotation of a GenBank genome assembly.